This is a messenger RNA of Stereum hirsutum FP-91666 SS1, 2052 nucleotides long. RefSeq names its product WD40 repeat-like protein. The coding region runs from base 1 to 2052 and encodes 683 amino acids. The transcript is spliced from 5 exons. NCBI's taxonomy places the organism in Eukaryota, Fungi, Basidiomycota, Agaricomycetes, Russulales, Stereaceae. The record is from RefSeq and is a predicted model, not a curated record. Gene Ontology annotation, molecular function: protein binding.
AUGACUAUAUCAACCCAGUUCAGAUGGCUGCCAGACGAAGAAGCCUGGCUUGAGAGCCGCAUCAUCGCAAAUCAUGGGAUAUCGGACACGACAGACCGCAUUUGGAUUCAGGGUCUCAUAGAAGAUUUCAAGGCUCAGUUCCCAUGUGUCCUCCGGACGCAGAAGACUGGACGGAGAGAGACGGAGAGAGAGAUGAUGAUGAGAUGGGCAGAGAUUCCGAGGAUGGUAAAAAAGUGGAUUCAGAACCACCAGCACACCAUUCUGUCUAGGCAUCAGCGGAAACAACCUCAGGCUUCGACCAUUCGCAGCCUCAAGCACGUAAAACGCUCUCGUAAGAAGAGCGCGCGGGACUUAGCUAAGGCCAAUGAUCCGGAGCUCAAAUCAAGACGAGCAGAGUUGCAAGCGCAACUGAACGCGGGCAAUAUUACACGAUCUGAGAUGGCCACAGAGAUCAACCGUAUGGCCACACAGCUGCUCCAGGACGUUGAGAAGAGGGAGUUUUAUGCCGAGCAGGCCAGUCGUCAGGCAGAUGCUGGGUCACCCCGAUUCUCGUGCGAGACAAUGCCUAUCGGCCCAGACCCGCUUCAUGGAGAACUACCUGUGUUCGCUUUGGAUGAGAUCAUAUUCUAUCGGCCUCCAUCUUCCAGCGAAGCAGACCACACAUCUAUCCACGAGGACGACACAACGAUGCAGUUCGUCGAAGAGCCUGCCUUCCAUAAUGCUCGCGACACAACAGAUGUCCCAAGUCAUGUAAUAGACCCUCUGCCACCGGACCCACAGCCCUCUCGGGUGUUGCAGGCGGCGCUCAUUCCUUCUCGCCCUCCUACGGCAUCCGAGGAUGUCCCAACUUGCCUCGACCAGAUAGUAUCGACAUCAUCUUCCGUGCUCGCCCAUGUAAACGCCUUCUCCACGAAUGACUCACAAUGGACGCCACCGCUUUCUGACGACCUCCAACGUUCACCAUGUAACCAAUCCGAGAAGGCAUAUCGCACGUAUCCCGCGAUGGAGCCACCAUUACAUCUACCACCAUCUACUGAGGCCUGUUCGCACUCUCCUUGUGUCCCCACCGACUCCUUUACUGGAUCGUGGUCAUUGCGACAAACGCUCAUUCUACUCGUACUCGGGUAUAGGCCAAACAGAGAUGUCAGAUCGGUCGCGCUUAGCUGCCACGGUGACUUCGUUGUUUGUGGCUUCCGGAACGGCAUGCUCCAAACGUUUGACACUCGAACAAAGUCAUGCAUUUCCGAGAUGUCUCCCGGGCAUUCAGACUGUGUUUCUUCCAUCGCAGUGUCUUCGGACCACAAGAAUAUCGCCUCCGGGUCGUAUGAUGGCACAAUGCGCAUAUGGGAUACAGUGUCCGGAGCAUUGUUAUUCGUGCCAUCCGAAAGCCAUAUUGACGCGGUUAACAUUGUCGCGUUCUCGCCAUGUGGGCACAAAGUCGUUUCGUGCUCUUCGACAAGCAUGACCGGCCCGAAGAUAUGGGACCUUUCAUCCGGAGCACUAUUGGCGACUAUCGACUUUCUCGAGCUGCUGACUUCCUAUCGUCUGGAGCAUGUCGCAUUCACUCUUGACGGGGGAUACCUCAUCGGCAUCACUUCCAAUGCGGAUGUCCUUCACUGGGAAGCGGAAACCGGCAUACUACAGAUGGGCGAGUCUGGAGAAUGUAGUACCGUCUGGACCGUGAACUCUGGCAGCAGGCAUACGAUCAGUAGUUGCGAGAAUGGGUCCAUCCUCGGUUGGAAUAUACCCGACUUCGCAUCCCGCAGCCCAUCACCCCUCUUGGCCAUUUCGCAAGGUCGAAAGCAUGUAGCGGAGUGGAGCCUGUGCGAUGACAUUAUUCGCGUAUACGAACGGGAUUCAAUCGUUGAAGAAGAUCACGAAGUUCUUGAGAGCAGAAGACGAUCACUCAGUCUUGAGAAUGCGGCGGUUGAUCCCAAGGCGCUGACUCCAGGCAAGGUGAUUCUGGGGCUAGCUAUUGCUUGUCAUGCACCCCCCGCAAGCAUCUUCCCUGUGAUUCCCUUCUCUUCCCCACUCACCCUCUUUGUAUCCUAA